AGCCCCAACUUUAGAUCAUGGGAUGUCGGGGAAAACACUUCGCCACCCGCGGAACUGGCGAUAGGCUGCGGUGGCGAGUGACACUCGAUGACUACGAGCAUUGUCCUCGGUCGGCUAACUCCCAAAAUCCUUUCUGCCGAAUCAAAACGAAUAAUAACGGGCUUCUCUGAACUUUCUCCAGUGGUGUGGCGUAGGAAGCUUGGGCCUUGACAAUUGGAGGGCCUGUCCGGCAGGGGGUUUCUCAUCCCCCGGGGCGAUGGCAGACAGCUCAAGCGAUAGACGGUGCAAACCCGAUUUCCAGAGGGCAUAAUAUGGCCCUCCCCUCGGUGCCUUAGUUGAGGUAUGAUAUGAUAAUAAUAUUAUGAUAGAUAUACUUCUGAUGUACGAAUGCGUAACUGCUUUCAUGAAGUUUCCCCUAACCCAUUAUAAAGCCUACUGGUAUAGAACAUCUUCACAUAUCCGUUUCUUUCUGGGUGGCCGCUGUGAUCGAGCUUGUUGGAAAACUCCUGGCGUUGAGCGAUUCCCGCCCCGCUACCUAUUAGGCCGCGUCUUUAUCCAACAUACUCCUAUCAUACAGUUUAAGGCAUACAAUGCACUCUUUUUGCGCAUAUAUAUCGGUACCCUCCCAUCUUUAACUCACGGUCUUCAUUGAUCAUCCCAAUACUUCGCUCUUAUAACUAUCUCCCGCCCCUAUCUUUUAAAGGAACAUUCAACUCCCAUCCAGGCCCUUUCAUUGAAGGUCAAUUCCGCCAUGUCAAAGAAUCCCGCAACUAUACUCUCGUCGAAGUACAAAAUGUUAGACAAAUGCUCCCUGUUUUCGAAAUUGUCGCUCCUGGAUCCCAUGGUUAACCUUUGUCUACCAGAUUUAUGUUUGACGGAAUAGUCACUUUGUAUCUCGGGCCGGAUCGCAAAAAAAUGGAGAUACAUAAAAAACUCCUCGCGAGCGUGUCCCUGGAACUCGACAAACACGUCAACAACUGCAUGAAAGAGGGCAUCGAAGGCAUAAUAUACUUUCCGGACGAGGGGGAAUUUGCUCUCUCGCUUUUUGCAGAAUGGGCAUACACUGGAGAAUACACCAUUAUGGACAAUACACCACUUGUCAGAAUCCCAGAUCAAUACGGCAACUACUCGGAAGUGAAGGCAGAUCCAUGGCCUAGCCUUCGCACGCACCUUGAGCUCUACACUUUCUCGGACAAAUUUAACAUACCCACAUUAAAGCUGCUCGCAAAGUCGAAAUUCUCUACGGAGAUCAGCCCCGUCGAUCUGAAGGGCAAGGCUGAUGCGGACGGCCUAACUUCGCUAGUAGAGUACGCGUACAACAACCUCCCGGACUCCGACCCGAUCCAGAAAUUCCUAGCGCAAUUUGCUGCUUGGAAAUUGGAGUUGCUUCAGGAGAGGGAUGAAUUUGUUCAAUUCAUCUCUACUCAGCCGGAGUUUAUGAAGGAAUUGCUUGUGAAUUUGAAAGGUCUAGCGAAUAGGCCAGCCCUUGCUUGAUGGCAAGGGUCUGAAAAUUGUGGCUACGAGUUCUUGAUCUUCAUUUUUUUACAGUAAUAAGACACCUUGUACUCUUGCAGCGGGUCGGACACAUCUCUUUUAUAAUUCACACAAUCGCAAGAAUUGGCCUCAUCUCCACAGCGCGCACACCUCCGGCCUGCCAUUCAGCAGGGACUUUUCCCGUCCCAUCUUUUCCCUUCACACAUCCUCACCCGCUACCUCAACCUAGAACCCCAACAAUCAAAAUCGACAAGCUAUGCUGUAAUCUGCGAUCCCCCCCAAAACAGCAUUUCCCAACCCAAAGCUUCGCACCACAAGACCCUCUCUUAGGAACAGUAAAUUCUAUUCCUAUUCUAUUCCUAUGAUUCCCUCGUGGAAAAAGAACCAAUUUUUCGGGUUCGUAAUACGCCAUAUGGCUUGCUCCUUAACCCUAACCUUAGGCAAAGCACACCAUCUGUACCUAGAGCGCAGCUUGUCCGAGCCUCGCUUGAUAUCAGAUCCUGAUCCCAACGAACGGUGACCCCAGGCU
Tuber aestivum (summer truffle) is the source of this 2023-nucleotide messenger RNA. Lineage: Eukaryota; Fungi; Ascomycota; Pezizomycetes; Pezizales; Tuberaceae. The record is from the annotation of a GenBank genome assembly.